This is a messenger RNA of Eleginops maclovinus (Patagonian blennie), 5482 nucleotides long. RefSeq names its product galactose-3-O-sulfotransferase 3 (gene gal3st3). The record is from RefSeq and is a predicted model, not a curated record. The coding region runs from base 248 to 1669 and encodes 473 amino acids. The transcript is spliced from 3 exons. Gene Ontology annotation, molecular function: galactosylceramide sulfotransferase activity. Gene Ontology annotation, cellular component: membrane. Gene Ontology annotation, biological process: glycolipid biosynthetic process. NCBI's taxonomy places the organism in Eukaryota, Metazoa, Chordata, Actinopteri, Perciformes, Eleginopidae.
CCUGAACCACCAGCGACUCCAAACAGAUGAAGAAGAGCCAAGAGUAAGCGAGGAGGAGGAACGGAGCUUUCCUUUAAAAAAAAAAAAAAGAGGGAAGAAUUAGCAGAAGAGGAACCGGAGAAGGAGAGGAGAGCGGGGACAGCGGCAGCAGGCUGGCCGGGACACGGAGCUCUUCAGCCGGGAAGAAAUCACCGCCACGACCGUCACAGCUCCGGGAUGACAAAGUCCCAGUGAAGCAGAGAGAGAGAUGUCGCAGAAGAAGAUUUUCCUGAUCUUCGUCGCCAUCAGCACUGUCAGUCUCCUGCUGCACCAUGGGGGCCACUUCAGCUGGACCAUGGAAGCCUUCCACAUCGGUUGUCCUGCCCUGCGUUCCCACCCUGCCCCAGGCCUUAAACCAAAGCACACCAAUGUGGUCUUCCUCAAGACCCACAAAACGGCCAGCACCACCAUGCAGAACCUGCUGUUCCGCUUCGCAGAGCGCAACAACCUCACGGCAGCGUUGCCUGUCCAGGCCUGCAGCCACCAGUUCUGCUACCCGCGCUCCUUCACCUCCCACUUUGUCCACCCGCACACGCUACCACCAAACAUCAUCACCAGCCACAUGCGCUUCAACAAGGGGGAGCUGCAGCGGCUGAUGCCCAAUGACACAAUCUAUAUCACGAUCCUGAGAGAGCCGGGAUCCAUGUUCGAAUCCUUGUUUAGUUACUACAACCAGUAUUGUCAGAGCUUCAAGAGGGUCCCCAAUGGCUCCCUGGAGGCUUUCUUGGAGGAGCCCUGGAGAUACUACCGACCAGAUGAGAAGGACUCCAUGUACGCACGCAACACCUUGACCUUCGACUUGGGCGGAGACAAGGAUCGGCCAGCUACAGAUGUGGCAUAUGCACGGGGCUUUCUGGCAGAGGUGGACCGAGUUUUCUCCCUGGUGAUGAUCGCCGAGUACUUUGAUGAGUCACUGGUUCUCCUUCGACAUCUCCUCUCCUGGGAUCUAGAUGAUAUCUUGUACGUUAAACUCAACAUGCGGACGCCAAGCUCGAAGCGGAGCCUGACGCCAGGCCUUCCUUCGAAGAUCCGUGCCUGGAACUCCUUAGAUGCACGUCUGUACGACCAUUUCAACGCCUCAUUGUGGCGCCAACUGUCGGCUAUUGGUCCAGCUUGUGUGGCAAGGGAGGUGCGACUCCUUCGGCGGGCCCAGGAGAGGUUAAUGAGAAGUUGUUUCGGUGGACGAAUGCCGCCUCUCCGAACGGCAGCACAGAUCAAAAACAAGGAUCUCCGUCCUUGGCAGCCUAGUGGAAAAGUCGACAUUGUUGGCUACGACCUCCCGGUAAAUCUCAGCCGCGGGUUCUCGAGUCAAGCCCAGGAGCUUUGCCUCAAGCUCAUCAUGCCAGAGGUCCAGUACACACGGGUGCUUCUACGUUCCCAAUCACUGCGCUACCGUCGAGGCUACCAGCUCCGGCCUCAGCAGCAGACUCAUCCCAUCCAGCAGCCCAUACGCACAGUCCUGCCUCGGCAUCCUCAAGUGCAACGAAGUCAACCUCCCCCCGCGGCCCCAGGCCCUGCAUCAGGGACUCGGUCCACCUCCACCUCAAAGCCUGCUGCAGGAACUCAAGGUCGGACCACAAAGAUAGGGCCUAGAUCUGCACAGACCCAGGCGUCGCAGACUGAAAAAUAGAGACUGGAAUAUAGUGCCCAAAAGACUGCAUUGUUCUUCCCAUCCUGAAGCUUGAGACAAUGCGACCUGGUUGGUGAGGUUGUUGGAAACAAGGGUAUCCUUGAGGAAAAGUCUGGGUUGCUCUUGAACCAAUGUCCCUCUUGUCCCGUCCAGACAGAGUUUGGGAUAAAAAUAACUGUGGAACAUCAGAGGAAAAAGGGGUUAGACAUAUCUGGACUUGGACUUGAACAUGUCCCCUCUCUGGUCUGUGAAACAGUAUCAGGACUAAAGGUCAGGAGGAAUCUACAAAAGGACAAAAGGCUCAAUUGCACGCCACUGCACGCCCGACAACGGCGGACAGGAGAAUUCUUUUUAGGUGAUGGGGGUUAUUUGAAGCAAAAUCUGUUAUGUGCGACUGGGACUCAAUAGGGAAGUGGCGAUAUCUGGGCCUAUUGUGCGGCACAAAGUAGGCAUUGUGUGUAUCACACUGGUAAAGCAUCAUGUUACUUGCUUUCAUUCCUUGCUCUCUCCUCCUAACAUAUGCCACUUAAAGUCCUUGAGAGAGGCAUAAUGACAUAAAGGGAUCCGCUGUCAGGCGUCCAAAGAGCCUUCUAAGAGGCCAGACAGUCAUGGAGAUCAGCUCCAACCGUUAAUACAACAGCACAAUCAACAACUCUUCUUCUUCUCUUACAAACUUUAGAGGCUACGGCAAAGGAGGGAGGGGAGGUAAAAUGUCAGAUAGACAGAUAAAAAGGGAGAGAUUACAGAAGAUAUGCCUGAAGACUGGAUCCAUUACAGGGACUGAACGAGUCUCUUCGGCCUUCGACCUAAUAGGCUUCCUCUACACAUCCACCUCUUAAUCCUCCAUCCUGUCAUCCCUGUUGCUACAGAGAGUUUCAUCUUCUUUGAUUGCAGCCUCGCUCGGACCUCCAGCUGAGAUCCUAUCAUAGAGACUUUCUAGGUUUCUGGUUGUGGGGGUUUUGUUUUUAAUCUUGGCCGUUAUUGCAAUAAGAUCUCUGUGUCUGCGUCACGUUUGAAAGGCAUGGAUUUAAUAACAUACCAGCAACCCCACACAGCACAAACAAAAACAACUUGAUAGGACAAAGACUUGAAGCCUGUGGGUCGCAGUGUUUGAAUAUUUAAUGGCCCCCUCUCAUGGCCUUCCUAUGGCGUAUGUGCUCGGGUUACACGGCUGUACAUUUUCAUUCAGAAUACAAGGACCAUAGUCAUUGUGAACUGGGAAACGCAGGAGGAGAAGGCGAGAAAGCAUCGAUGUAGGGUACUUUAAGCCUCUUAAGGCGGGUGGGCUGGCUGGUUUGGCUGUGAUCUUCAAAUGUCAUCACUUAUCUCCGCUUUUAAUCCAUUCUGCUCAUAUUUAAUGUGUCUUUCAUUUUUCUUUUAUUCCUUAUGUGGCCACACUGCAAAGUAGCUGGGUGUGUGUGUGUGUGUGUGUGUGUGUGUGUGUGUGUGUGUGUGUGUGUGUGUGUGUGUGUGUGUGUGUGUGUGUGUGUGUGUGUGUGUGUGUGUGUGUGUGUGUGUGUGUGUGUGUGUGUGUGUGUGUGUGUGUGUGUGUGUGUGUGUGUGUGUGUGUGUCUUUCUCUGCUUCAUGUUGUAUUUUGUUCCCAAGGCCAGCCAAGUUGGCAUGGCAACAAAAGGAAACCAUUUGUGUGACAUUUAUGAAAACUAUGUAUUAUUUAUUAUCGGGAUUGAAAGAGUCCCAUUACUGUAUUUUUAACUGUUGUUUUUCAAGUCACUGGAUAAAAAACCUCUGUAUGUCAGUCUUUUCCCUUCAGGCAGCUGAGGUGGAAAGAGGCAUGUGGCGACAAUAUAAAAUAUUAAUUCUGUAUAUGUUUUACAUAAUGCAAAACUACAAAGACCACUCCGGGAAAACCGCACAUUGGAAUAAGUGUUGUCGCUUUAAAAUGAAUCUUUCAUUCAUCAGCGCUUAAGUGCUCGACCACACACAGCUUCUGUGGUUUGAGUGUGUCGUACUGUAGGCUACAAUAAUGAAAAACAAAAACCACUGCUUCUCUGACAGGAAUAAAGAAUGGAGCAGUCGGAAAACAAAGUUUAGGAUAAACAGUUUCAUGAAGUGGCUGUGAAUAUUUAAAUUCAAAGUGUGCUUAUCUGGACUUGAACCUCAGCUCUGAGAGCACGAGAUGCACAGCAGCUUUUUUAAUUUAUUUACCGGCUUAUGAAUUAUGUUCAUAUAUGUGUAAUAAGUACAUACACUGCUAACACUCACUUUAAUGAUGAUGCGGGUGUUUCUUCAAAAAAUCCCAUGAAGAGAAACCAAACCAACAAAGCGUCCUGACAUAGCUUUAACCACUUUGGUUCCUGCUGUUGAUCUUUAAAAACGGGACGCAAAUAAUGCUUUUUUUUUAUACAGCUGGGAACUGUAGUUUUUAGGAGCUGUUACUUUAACACUGAAAAGGCUUUUUUUGAGGGACUAUAUUCAGCCGGGGAUGAUUACACAUCUAAUGCACUGGUGAUUAUUUCCAGGGGCAGACAGUGUAUGAAGGAUUAACAACAAAAAAAUGGUGUUUGGAAUAUUUGGGAGGAUUUGGGGAUUAAUUCAUUGUUUAUUUUGGCUUUUUAAUGGAUUUGGUGGCAAUUGAAGUACUAGAGAAUAUCACCUGCCGUACACAUAAAAUCAGUUUGCUGAUUAAAAUGAUCAACUACUGUAUAUGAGUUUGCUUGAUUUGAAAGCUGCUACCGAACACAUUUGGGUUCAAGUAAAUCUCCUGAAUUACUCAACUUUAUGUAAAAUAAAAAUGAAACACUAAAUCAAUGUGUUUCUCUGUUGACCAUUAAGCAUUGUGCAAUGGUGUGCAUAAAUACAGUCGUCAUGUAUAAAAUUAUGAAAUGUUUGAUAUAAUUUCAACUCUUUUCGUAGUUUUACAGGCAGUUUUUAUUUGACAGUGCGAAAGCAAUAUUUCAAAAUGCCACUUUUUAACCACACUGUUUCCAAACAAGACAAACCGGGCAAAGGCAGCUGAGAUGUUUGGGUAUGAAUUAUAAGAAUAAUGAGCAUUUUGUUGGAUUAUUUUACAGUUUUCUCAGUAUUUCCUCCUUUAAUUUAUUUCAUAAUGUCCUGUAUUUUCAGUUGAUAUGGUACAAUUUGGGCAGAAAAUGUGAUCCUUAGGUACAUUCUAGCAAAUAAAGUGUAUUUGAAAAUACAUUUCCUCCUCUGUGUCUGACUGGGAACAAGCUGAAGAAUAGGUUUUUAUUUCGCCUCGAAUGUUCAUUUAUGAUCCAUCUCCCCGUGGUUGUGAGUCUUUCUAAGUGCUGUCUUGAUUGUACGACUUGUUCGCCUGGCUGUUCUGCUUCUUGUGGGAGAGUUCCAGUAAUGGUCAUGCUGUCGUGUCUCAAGUGUUGGCUAUUCUUCUUUUAAAAAAUGCCAGAGGAGCUGUGAAAAACAGUGCUUUUAAAUCUCUUCCUCUUCACAUUUACCACCUCUGCUUUGACAUUGCAAAGCUGUGUGUUUUUGUUCCUUUUUACUGGAAAAUAAAACUUCUUUCAUGUGAUGGCAGAUCAAUAUUUUGAGCCUUUAUGUUGCAGGAAAGCGAUACCGUUAAUACUUGAUGAUUCUUGGACCGUAUUUUUCCUACAUGGCCUCUUUGAUCUGCUCCUCAUUUAUUUCCCUCCUCAGUUUAUGGACUUAUCAGUGAACUGUGACGAACGAGACAGAUUUCUCUCUCGUUUUGGUGAUUGAUUUGAAGAGGUGGGGGACUGGGCUCUGAACACAAUGGCUAAAGACAAUCAGAGCUAGGGGCCCCAAAUCUUUGUAAUGAUGGAAGGUGAACGUGACGAAUAAAGUUUGAAUGAUUUCAA